Messenger RNA from Sciurus carolinensis (gray squirrel), 1026 nucleotides. It is a transcript of the gene Psmg3, whose product is annotated as proteasome assembly chaperone 3. Bases 336 to 704 code for a protein of 122 amino acids. Gene Ontology annotation, biological process: proteasome assembly. The record is from RefSeq and is a predicted model, not a curated record. The transcript has 2 exons. NCBI's taxonomy places the organism in Eukaryota, Metazoa, Chordata, Mammalia, Rodentia, Sciuridae.
GCAGAGCCACUUCCGGCCUGGCGGGUGCAGUGAGUUCGCGUGUUUGGCCCCACGCAAUCACCUAGUUGUCCCGCGCCUGGUGGACGCGGUUGCGCUGUGGGUUCGGGCCGAGCCCUGGGACGCAGCGGGGCGGCGGCGAGGGGCCCCGGAGCAGAUGUCCGGGCACCGCGUGCGGAAAAACUCGGGCAGGUGCGCGCGGCGCCUGCUUCCAAGUGCGCGGGCUGGAGCCCCCGCGCGAAAGCCGCUCGCUGCUAGUGUUGGACCCUGACUGUGCGUACACUGUUUGAUCGACUCCUUUCUCUGUUUAAGCCAAAGCCUCCUUUGAGAGAGGGGCCAUGGAAAGCAGACCAUUGGUGGUAUCAAAACACAAAUCGGAGGUGGUGUGCGGGGUUCCCACCCAGGUGGUCUGCACAGCCUUCAGCAGCCACAUUCUGGUGGUGGUGACCCAGUUCGGGAAGAUGGGCACUCUGGUCUCCCUGGAGCCCAGCAACGUGGCCAGCGACAUCAGCAAGCCAGUGCUCACUACGAGAGUCCUUCUCGGGCAGGACGAGCCUCUCAUCCAUGUCUUUGCAAAGAACCUGGUAGCCUUCGUGUCUCAAGAAGCUGGAAACAGAGCAGUCCUCCUGGCCAUGGCUGUGAAGGACAAGAGUGUCGAAGGGUUGAAGGCCUUGAAGGAGGUGAUCCGAGUGUGCCAGGUAUGGUGACUUGGAUCAGCAGUGCACACCGUUCAAUAGGACUAGGCAGGAGCUCAGUCCCCAUGGCAGGGUCUCAAAGAUCUCCCUCCUGCACAACCAGGAGGAAAGACUUCUGACUUUAACCCUUGAAGCUGAAAAAAACAUCAUGUCUCAGGAACUCUAACUGGUUGCUGCAUCGUGGAGGUGGCAGAAGCAAGUGUGCCUUGGACUCCCAGAGGUGCAUCUACUUGAGGAUGGAAAGCACCCGUCAACUGCUGUGACUUGUGACCCUCGGUGUGGGGUAUCAUUUGUAAAGGGAGGUUUUUUAAAAUUAAAAGUAAAUAUGUGUCCC